AUGGGUUGCGUCUAUUCAAGGGUGGAGAGGGAGGAGGCCGUGCGGCGGUGCAGGGAGAGGCGGCGGCUGAUGAAGCAUCUGGUGGGUUGCCGGGCCAGAUUUGCCGCCGCCCACCUGGCCUACCUCCAGUCACUGCGCAAUACCGGCGCCACCCUCCGCCAGUUUGCAGAGGCCGACUCUUCCAUCGCUCCCGGAGACGCCGCCUCCGUCACCACCACGGGGGGCCGCCGUAUCCGUCCGCCCCCCUCUCCUCCUCCUCUGCCUCCCUCUCCCCCUCCUCUUCCACCCUUCAGCCCCGAGGAAGAAGCCAGAGGAUUCCCAUUCCCUCCCCGUGGACGGCGAAUCUGCAGAGAGCAGGAGGAGACGACCGUCGGGGACGAGAGCGACGGCGACGAGACCCGACUGCCGCCGCCGCCGCCGCCGGAGCACGGUUCAGCCUGGGGCCUGUGGGACCCCUUCGACUCCUCGCCGCCCGAACUGGCGUCUCCGGUCACCCAUAAGAACGCCGGCGCCGCCUAUGCCGCCGGUGCUGCGCCUCCGGCGACGGAGGAGGAAGACUGGGAGGAGACGAAGACAGAGUUUGACGACGAAGAGGACUUCGGGGAAGAAAACCCUACCGCCGCCGCGGCCUCCAUUGGCGCAGAGGCGGUCGGCCUCAGCAUGGUGACCAAGGGGAAGCUGCUGCCGGGGAGAGGGGACGUGGUGGGGGACGACAACUCGUCGGCGGUUAGCAGCUUGUUCACCAAGGAGACGGAUUCGUCGAUGGUGCUGUGGCGGAGCAGGAGGUCCUUGGCGGGGAUCGCCAGGGACCUGGAUGACUACUUCUUGAAGGCGUCCGCAGGGGGGACGAAGGUGGCGGCGCUUCUGGAAUCCCACCGGGGCUGCUCUCUCCACCAGCUCUUCGAAGAAACUGAGGGUAACUAACAGUCUCUACUCCUGUCAUCCUCUUCAAGAUCUUGAGGGAGCUGUUUAACCUAGCGGAUGGUUGAUCCUAUGAGCUACUAAAUUGCUCGCUUAGUUUAAAAAAAAAAAAGAAAAAGAAGAAGAGAGAGGGUUUUUUUAUUAUGAUUUUUCCAUGCUGUGGCUAGAAAUUGAGCUCAAUUCUUCAGGUUCUCAGUAGCUUAGGGUUUUUGUUAGCGAUCUAAUAAAUUAAAAAAAAACCUACAAUUUGGAGAUUUUGUUGGGAAUUUCUAGAUCUCAAUGGGUAUGUAUAGUUCAGUUGAGUUUUUUUUUUUUUUGCUAAAAUUGUAGAUUUUAUUAGUAUACCGUGUGCUUCACAGGAUUGUUCUGGUAUCUCUCUACGUGGAUCAUGGUCCUUUGUUAGUGAUCCAACGAGCAUUUUUUCCCUUUGUAGGAAAUGGAUAAUUUCUUAAGAUUUCACUCACCCUAGCUAGAAUGGCAUCUUGAUCCUGUAAAUCCCCUCCAGAUAGGGUUCUUGGGGCUCAUUCAAUGUGCAAUUUUGUUGAAUCAGAAAUCGGGUUCUAAAUAAGUAUUGUCCAUGCCCAGAUUAGCAUUUUCGCAAAAAAAUCUUGUUGCAUCUUGCAGAAAAGAACUUGGAAAAUCUCAAACUCAGUUGACUGGGGUUCUUCGUAGUGUGCUGAUGAAGAAUCUUUCCUUGCUAAACUUGAAGAGUAAAAGAUUUGUCAUGUGGUGGCGGCAUGCUUAAUUUAUGAGUUCCUUGCAGGAAGGAACUUCAAGUCUGCGAAGGUAUUCAGCACGCUGUCGUGGAGAUGGUCUUUAAGGUCACUGCCGUCUGGUGGCCCAGACUGCCCACCAGGUGCCGCCAUUAAUGCCCGGCAGCCAGGGCGCCAUUCCACUACCCUUGACAGGUUGUUUGCCGAGGAGCAGAAGCUCUACAAGGAAGUCAAGGUUUGGACCUUGCCCAUCCCAUGCACAGCUUUUGGCUGAAACAACUACUUUUGUCAAAUCUAGUGUGCUCAUUCGAACAUUUCUUCGACAGGAUGGGGGAAUUUCUUCAGUCUUCUGGGCGAUUCUUCAUUUUCUCGUCAAGAUUUCGAGUUUUUGCAUAAAUUCGUCAUUUUAUGUUGAUUGCUUUCUAGACUGUAGCAAUUUCGUCUGUUAAAAAUAGCAAGUUGUCAAAGAUUUCUGGAAGAACAUGUCCAAUGAGCUUCCCCCAUUUCCCUGAAAUAAAGACCCAAGAUGAUGGGAUAAUUUUUGCCGAUGAAAAUCACUGCUGAGAUAAUCAGAAGACCGGCUACGGAAUUAAAUAGUCAGUUAAUUGCGAGGAUUAACUCACAGAGAAUUUCCUUGUUCUUCAAGCCCGGUUUGCUCUGGGCCCUGAGAAAUUUCCACUUUUGGUCGGUCACCUUCCAUGGCCUCUGUGCAGGAGGAAGAGACGAGGAAGUUGGAAUUUGGAAAGAAGGUGGCCUUGUUGCGUAAGCAGGAAGCCAGGGGACAAGACUGGACGAUCACGGCAAGGACCCGCUUGAGUAUGGAGGAACUGCAGACAGAGAUUGUGUCCCUCCAGGAGUCCAUAGGCAGGACCUGCUCAUCCAUCUCGAAGCUGAGGGAUGAAGAGCUCCACCCUCAGCUGGUUGAGCUCUGCUCUGGGUAAUUUCUGAGAAUGCUUGUGCUGUUUUUGUGCUCCCUAAAACAUAGUUUAGAACUUAUUUAUUAUGUUGGAUGAGCUGUGCCCGGGGUAAUUUCAGAGAAUGGUUGGUAUUUUUAUGCUCUGUAAAGGAUAAUUUUCAGUUGAUUUAUUAUAUCGGAUCAGCUCUUCUCUGGGAAAUUUCAGAGAACAAUUGCUAUUUUCAUGCUGUCUUCUGAGAUGCAUUGUCGAAUUUUUUUUUGUUAUACCGGAUGAGCUUGAAACCUCGGCCAUCCAAGGUCAACAAAUCCUGAAUCACCCGGUGUAAAAUUUAUCUCGAGGCGAAGUGGGUCAACUCAUGUAGAACACAGACACUUUUUUCCUUUAUUUAUUUUCUAAUUUUUGCUAAAAAAUCAUUCUUUCUGAAUCACUUUUCAGGUUCAUGGAGAUGUGGCGGACCAUGUACCAGUGCCACCAGGUCCAGAACCACAUUGCCCAACAGAUGAACCAUCUCCAUGGGCUCUCAGCUGCCGAGCCGACAACUGAGUCACACAUCCAGGCCGCCUCCCAGCUUGAGACUGAGGUCGAUACCUGGCACAGCUCCCUCCAUGGCCUCCUCCGGGCGCAGCGGGAGUACGCCCACACCCUCAACCAGUGGGUGGGGCUCACCGACUGCCUCCCGGCAGCUUCCAAUGGGUCGGUCGGCCCUUCCAGAAUCUUCCGGCUCUGCGAGGAGUGGCAACUGGCCCUCGAUCGGCUACCUGAGAAGGUACCCACUCCUCUUGCUGAUCCCAUACUACUUGCGGGUUUCAGAUUCCUGGCCUGAAUUCGGGGCCUAGUGAGAGAAAGGCCCUCCCUUUGCACCUGAAAACAGGCUCAAAUGACCUCCUGGCUACUGGGUUCCUCUAUAUUUUCUCUCAAGUGUUGUGUUGUGUCGUCUGACCUUCAUUAUUGAUUGCCAGCAGGUGCCUGCCGAGGCAAUCAAGAGCUUUAUCUCGAUCGUGCAAUCGAUCAGUUCGCAGCUGGCCGAGGAGCACCGCCACCAGAAGAGGUCGAGCCGGCUCGAGAAGAGGUUGAUGAGGGAGCUGGAUUCCCUGGAUGAUGAUGGUGAUGCUGGUGGUGGCGUGGUCUUGAGGAUGGCGACAGCGGCCGCAGUCAACCCCCCGCCGGAAUCGGCGAGGCGGGCAAAGAUGGCUGCCAGGAGGCGGCGGGCCGAGGAGGAGAAGACCAAGUAUCUGAGCUCUGUCAGCCAGAGCCGGGCCAUGAUGAUCAACAACCUCCAGACCAGCCUCCCAAACGUGUUCCAGGCCCUGAUGGGCUUCGCCAGCGUCUGCGUCCCAGCAUUCGAGGGGAUCUGUCGGUCGCCUGAAGCAGUGGCGGCAGCGGCAGCGGGUGGACGGGCCAGUGGUGGCAGCUCACCGGCAAGAUGA
Molecule: messenger RNA, 3978 nt
Organism: Spirodela intermedia
Lineage: Eukaryota; Viridiplantae; Streptophyta; Magnoliopsida; Alismatales; Araceae
Source: the annotation of a GenBank genome assembly